AUGUCUUGUGGCAAGUGCAAUACUGUUAUUUCCCCAGCUAAAUCGGCUGUGUGUAUUACAUGUGAUACAAGUUAUCAUCCGGUAUGCACUAAACUUAAAACACUGACAAAUUACAAAAUCAAUAAAGAUUUCUGGAAUUGUGAUCUUUGCUUGAGUAAGUUGAAAAAUAUUUCUACUCGUAAUAAAAAAACUGAUAUUUCAUAUGUGGACGAAUCCGAUUUAAAUUAUGAUCUUGACUCAGUAAAAACUGACUUUAGAAAUGUGUUACAAAAGAUUGAAGCACUUUCCAAAAAGAUAGUAACUAUUGAAACAUCGAUUAAGUUUUGUUCUGAUUCUAUUGAUGAUUUUAGUUCAAAACUAGAAUCGGCUGUUAAAAAAAUAUCGGUCAUGGAAAAUAAAAUUGAAUUUUAUGAACAAAAAUGUAAUAAACUUGAGAAAGAAGUAAAUUUUCUCAAAGGCAAUAUUUGUAAUGCUGAACAAGCUUCUAUGAUCAAUAAUAUUGAAAUUUCUGGAGUUCCAAAAACUGCAAAUGAAAAUGUGUCAUAA
This is a messenger RNA of Macrosiphum euphorbiae (potato aphid), 546 nucleotides long. NCBI's taxonomy places the organism in Eukaryota, Metazoa, Arthropoda, Insecta, Hemiptera, Aphididae. The record is from the annotation of a GenBank genome assembly.